AUGAACAUCAAGGUUGGGAACGUUUCUUAUACGGGAGCCAUCAUUUCCUGGUCGUCCUCGGAGCCCUGCCUGGAGGACUAUUACCAUAUUAUGUAUAGGCCCAAUUGGAACAGCAUCUUCUCUGGCUAUCUUCGCUACAGCUUCCGUCACGAGGAGAAGGUGCCUCGAACAAUCAGCUCCGUGGUGCUGGAACACCUCACCCCUUCCACCCUCUACUUCCUGUGCAUCAGCUGCAAGAAGAUUCUCUUCCCCUACAGGCACUACUGCACCAUGUUCCACACCCUGGAUAAGACUCCACUGGCCGCUGGAAGCUCCCUGGUGGACCCCCAGAUCUCGCUCUGGGUGCUGAUGGCCAUUCUGCUGGCUUGCUUCACGGCAGUCUUAGCCUUCAUCUGCCUCCAGUUCUGGUGCAUCCGGUGCCACGAACCUCGAUGGUCUUACAGAGCCGGCCACAUGGAGGAAGCCAAUGGGCUGGUGAGAUGGCCAGAGGAGGCCCCGGGGCUAGGUCAGGGGGACGAAGGCCUGCAGGGGCUCCCCCUGGUGGAGCUGCCACACAAAAACUCUGGAGAAGAUGCGGAACCAGAAGCUGAAGCUGCAGCAGUGGAAGUUGGCCAGCAUGCCCCUGAUGCGGGUGCCUUGCAGAGAGGAGGUGGUCAGGCUGCAUUGCCUUGUUUUGGGUAG
This is a messenger RNA of Budorcas taxicolor (takin), 681 nucleotides long. RefSeq names its product fibronectin type III domain containing 9 (gene FNDC9). NCBI's taxonomy places the organism in Eukaryota, Metazoa, Chordata, Mammalia, Artiodactyla, Bovidae. Gene Ontology annotation, molecular function: protein binding. The record is from RefSeq and is a predicted model, not a curated record.